This is a messenger RNA of Rhodamnia argentea, 1100 nucleotides long. RefSeq names its product agamous-like MADS-box protein AGL62. Bases 190 to 849 code for a protein of 219 amino acids. The record is from RefSeq and is a predicted model, not a curated record. Gene Ontology annotation, molecular function: RNA polymerase II cis-regulatory region sequence-specific DNA binding; protein dimerization activity; DNA-binding transcription factor activity, RNA polymerase II-specific. Gene Ontology annotation, biological process: positive regulation of transcription by RNA polymerase II. The transcript has a single exon. NCBI's taxonomy places the organism in Eukaryota, Viridiplantae, Streptophyta, Magnoliopsida, Myrtales, Myrtaceae.
GCUGUCUUUAGGCGGUAAGAGAUUAAUUACUUGAAAGACAGGAAAAAUUUUGACAACCAAAGAUCUUAAAUCCUGGCAAAAACGCUCCUAUAAAGCCCCUCCUAUCUGAGCCCUUCACAGUCACACAUCUCCGUUCUCUUUUCUGGUCUCUCACAAGAAGUUUCUUUGCCCUUUUUCUGUGCUUUCGCCAUGGCGAGAAUGACCAGGGGUCGCCAAAAGAUUCAAAUGGCCAAGAUGGACAACGAGAGUAACCUUCAAGUUACCUUCUCGAAGCGCCGAUCUGGCCUUUUCAAGAAGGCGAGCGAGCUCAGCACUCUCUGUGGUGCAGAUGUCGCACUGAUCGUCUUCUCGCCAGGUGAGAAGGCCUUCUCCUUUGGUCACCCUAAUGUCGACACCGUGCUCAAUCGCUUCCUCAAUGGCAACGAGCCACCCCAACAGACCCUGGGCACGGCGCAGCUCAUUGAGGCUCAUCGCAACGCCACUAUUUGCGAGCUCAACAUGCAGCUGACCGAGGUGCUUGGCCAGCUUGAAAUGGAGAAGAAGCGUGGCGAGGAGCUCAAGAAGGCAAUGAGGGCUAACCAGCAUAAGCAUUGGUGGGAGAAACCAGUCGAUGAGCUGAGCGUGCCAGAGCUUGAGCAGAUGAAGGUCUCGCUGUUUGACCUCCGGAAGAAGGUGUGCAAGGAGACAGAGCAGGUGGUGAUCCAGGCGACCAAUGCUCAGCCAUUCUUUGGAGCGAGCUCAAGCCAUGGACCGCCUAUUCCUUUCCAUGCGCAGAAUGGAAUCAGCGCCCCGGUGAUACCGCCCAACCCUCAUCCAUACAACUUUGGAUAUGGACCAGGAUUUCUUUAAGGCUCUCUAUCGGCUCUAUGGAUAUAUGAUUAUAUGCUCAUUCAGUGUUGUAGUUUGAAGUUAUAUAUGUUUCUGAACUUUUAUCUGCCUUUGUGAUCGUAUGCGUGCAGUCAUUUAGCGAAUGCAUAAAAAAACAUGGAGUUAAAUGGUCUGUUCAAGGAUUUUAUGGGGGUGAUAUGGAUUAUGCGUUCCAUGCUCUAUCCAUAUUAGAUCAGUGUGAAUGGUGUGCUUGACCUUUUGCUCCUGUUGCU